Messenger RNA from Anoplopoma fimbria (sablefish), 1481 nucleotides. RefSeq lists its product as uncharacterized. The record is from RefSeq and is a predicted model, not a curated record. Gene Ontology annotation, molecular function: oxidoreductase activity, acting on the CH-CH group of donors. The transcript is spliced from 5 exons. Gene Ontology annotation, biological process: lipid metabolic process. NCBI's taxonomy places the organism in Eukaryota, Metazoa, Chordata, Actinopteri, Perciformes, Anoplopomatidae. Gene Ontology annotation, cellular component: membrane. Bases 81 to 905 code for a protein of 274 amino acids.
GCCACUCCCACACGCAGAAUGGCAGCGGUGAACUUUAAUCAGAGUGUUUAUGUAUCUGUUGGUGUCGGAGGAGUGGCUCUAUGAUCAAUUCAGACCAGACUCUACAGCUUCUGGCCGACCUGAAGGACACGGUCAUGGGGAGCACUCUGGUCAAAUGUGCCGCCACCGACCUGGGCAUCCAGUGGGCCGGCUGGGCUCUGGCUGCAGCCUUCAGGACCGAGAAGUUUUAUGAUUUGGCAGGAUCUGGCACAUUUAUACUACUUGCCCACCUGAGUCGUUUCUGGGGAGGAGCCAGUCAUGUCCGCCAAAAGGUGCAGACCGGGUUGGUGACAGCAUGGGGGCUCAGGCUGGGGACAUUCCUCUUCAUGCGGAUCUUGAAGGACGGUCAUGAUCGCAGGUUCAACAAUGUCAGAGACAGCCCAGGGACUUUCUUUAUAUAUUGGACUGUUCAAGCCAUGUGGGUAUUUAUGACCCUCCUGCCCACCCUCAUGCUGAACAGCGAGAAACGGGACGUGCCUCUGGGAACGAGGGACUACAUUGGCUGGACUGUAUGGGGCCUCGGCUUUGCUACUGAAGCUAUCGCUGACCAGCAGAAAUGGCUUUUCAAGAGUGACCCAGAUAAUACUGGGAAAUUCAUCCAGAGUGGACUGUGGGCUUACAGCAGACAUCCAAACUACUUAGGGGAGAUCCUGCAGUGGUCCGGUCUCUGGCUCUCAGCCUCCUCGGUGAUGGAGGGUCACCAGUACCUGAGCGUGGUGUCGCCUCUCUUCGUCUGGUUCCUGCUACGUCAUGUCAGCGGCAUCCCCAUCCUGGAGAAGCUGGCCGUGAAGAAGUGGGGAUCUGACCCAGGCUUCCAGGAAUACGUCAAGAGCACUCCUCUUCUCUGGCCGUGGCCUAAAUUUUGAAGUUACAUUUUCUCAACUGCUGUACCAGGAAAUACCUCACAAAAUAAACAUGUCAUAAAGUGUCCUGAGAAAAACUCUUAUUAAACUCACACCUCAUAUGUUGGGCGUGUCUUGGCAAAGACAAAGAUGGCGGUUAAGAUUCUCAUGUGAGUUGUUAGAAUAACAUGUCAUGAUGGGUAAUGUGUCUAAACUUAUGAUUUGAAGGAAGUGUCAUUAACCUGGAUCAUAAAAACUCCCUUUACACAGUCCAACUUUUGGAUUCAGGAAGCUAGGGAACAGCACAAAGCAUUUGAAAGAAGGCACACAAGACAUUUUUGUAAAGGUUAGACAUGUAUUUUAUAAUUCACAUGAAUUUUAGAGUACAUACUUGUGUACAAAAUGUGUGCUAAUAGUUAAUCAUAUAAUGCCACGACAACUUAACUGGCUAAUCUUACAAAGUAAUUGCCUUUUACAUGGGACUGCUCGUAAGCAUCCACCCAGAGUACAAACAUUACACAGAGCAAUAAACAUUAGAGAAGCAAAAUUAUCUGGCAGAGAUUACAGCCUGUGACAUAAACCAGAAUAUAAAUUCCUGAU